AUGAAGUUUAUUUCUUUUGUUUUUAUUGUUAUAUUUAUAAGAAAUGGCGAAGGUGUUAACUUUUCCGGUGGCCUUAAGUCGAACUAUACGUUUCCAAAAGAUUUUUCCUUUGGCGUUUCAACAGCUGCUAUACAAAUAGAGGGAGCGUGGAAUGAAGAUGGAAAGUCUGAAAGCAUAUGGGACAACCUAGUCCGCAGAAAUCCAAACUUUACGAAAGAUGGUUCGACUCCCGACGUAGCAGCUGAUUCAUAUCAUCUAUAUAAACGAGAUGCGGAAAUGGUCCAUGAACUCGGUGUAGAUAUUUACCGUUUCUCUAUAUCUUGGCCACGAAUAUUACCCAACGGCUUAAUAAACUCCGUCAAUAAUUUAGGCAUUCAGUAUUACAAAAAUCUUAUCAACGAACUAGAGAAAUAUAACAUUACACCCAUGGUUACUAUAUAUCAUUGGGAUUUGCCCCAGAAAUUGCAAGAUAUGGGAGGUUUUAGCAACGAGCACAUUGUAGAGUACUAUACAGAUUAUGCCAAUUUAUUGUUUGAAAACUUUGCUGAUAAAGUGAAAUACUGGGUCACGUUCAAUGAGCCGAUGCAGACUUGUUUGGAAGGUUAUGGAGGUACUUAUAGGGCACCGGCCCUGAACAGACAUGGUAUCGCCGAGUACCUCUGCACGCAUAAUCUGCUUAAGGCCCAUGCUGAUGUAUAUCACUUGUAUAACAAACAGUACCGACCAAUAUAUGGAGGUAAAAUUGGUAUUUCACUUGACUCUAAUUGGGCACAACCGAAAACUAACUCUCCAAGUGAUAUAAAGGCUGCUGAACUAUAUUUAAGAACUCACGUUGGCUGGUAUGCUCACCCCAUUUUCUCAAGUGAAGGAAAUUAUCCGCCAGAACUGAUUCAACUUGUAGACGAAAAAAGUCGCCAUCAAAACUACUCCAGAUCACGUCUACCUAAAUUCACUCAAGCGGAAGUGGAUCACAUUAAGGGAACAGCAGAUUUCUUUGGCUUGAACCAUUAUACCACGUACUUGCUGAGCAUGGCAGAGAAGGAAGUGGGUCAAAUCCCAUCUCAUGAGAAUGAUGUUGGUAUUGUACGGGUUCAAAAUCCUAAGUGGCCAUCGAUGUCUUCUUCAAAUUGGUUGAAAGUGGUGCCAUUCGGGUUCCGUCGUCUUCUAGCGUGGAUAACAAGGACGUACAAUAACAUUCCUAUAAUCGUUACCGAAAACGGCUACGCGGAUUACAGUGGAAUUCAUGAUAACGCAAGAGUUACCUACUACUGCCAUUACUUGAAUGCCCUGUUACAUGCGAUACAUGAAGACAAGAGCAAUGUUCAGGGAUACUUCGCGUGGAGCCUAAUGGAUAACUGGGAAUGGGACGAUGGAUUUGUGUCUCGCUUCGGUCUUUACUUGGUCGAUUUUGAGAGUCAGAAUAAAACGAGGACGGCCAAGGACUCGGCACGAUUGUACACGAGUGUGAUCUCCUCGCGAGGCUUGCCAGAGAAUUACGAUCCUGAUGACUACUCUGCCUUCUCAUCAGCAUCGAAAGUCCUGCCUACUGUUCUCCCCCUCAUCCCCCUAUACCGAUAUCUACUUUAA
Molecule: messenger RNA, 1587 nt
Organism: Pieris macdunnoughi
Lineage: Eukaryota; Metazoa; Arthropoda; Insecta; Lepidoptera; Pieridae
Source: the annotation of a GenBank genome assembly